Messenger RNA from Cyprinus carpio (common carp), 1360 nucleotides. RefSeq names its product ubiA prenyltransferase domain-containing protein 1 (gene ubiad1). Gene Ontology annotation, molecular function: prenyltransferase activity. Gene Ontology annotation, cellular component: endoplasmic reticulum; Golgi membrane. The record is from RefSeq and is a predicted model, not a curated record. Lineage: Eukaryota; Metazoa; Chordata; Actinopteri; Cypriniformes; Cyprinidae. Gene Ontology annotation, biological process: menaquinone biosynthetic process; vitamin K biosynthetic process.
GGUUUCUCAGGGGCGGAACUAAGUCGCUGCGCGUGUUUCCGCUCGGGCCGUUCUCGCGGGUGCGCUCUGCGGUGCUGGACGGAAAUGGCGGCGUGUGUCUGUAAAUGUUGCUAAUGUCGUGUAACUAUCGGCUCGACUGGACCCCGCGGGGAUUCUGUAAUGUGUGAGCGGCUCUUGGAGAAACUCUGGUGAAGCGUGUGCGGAGCAGCUGCGUCCUCUGAUCUCUCUGAAGCGCUCGUGGAUUGAGCUGACGAUGGCCUCCAGCCUGAAGCAGACCGGCGGAGAGUCCGGCUCGCUCUCCGGCUCUAACGGACUGAAUGGGACGAAGCCGUCAGAAGUGGCGCGGGUGGCGCUGGACGUCCAGGGUAAAUGUGCGGCGUACGUGCUGGCGCUGCGGCCGUGGAGCUUCAGCGCCUCCCUCACCCCCGUGGCCCUGGGCAGCGCUCUGGCCUACAAGCUGGAGGGCUCGGUGGACCUGCUCGUCCUGCUGGUGUGUGCCGUGGCCGUCCUGGUGGUCCACGGGGCGGGGAACUUGGUGAACACCUACUAUGACUUCUCGAAGGGAAUCGAUCACAAGAAGAGCGACGACAGGACUUUGGUGGAUCAGAUCCUGAAGCCGCAGGACGUGGUGAUGUUCGGAGCGGCGCUGUACUCCGCAGGAUGUCUCUGUGCCACUCUGCUCUACUUCCUGUCCUCCCUCAAACUAGAGCAUCUCGCUCUCAUUUAUUUCGGAGGACUGUCGAGCUCUUUCUUAUAUACUGGAGGCAUCGGACUGAAGUACGUGGCUCUGGGGGACGUGGUCAUCCUCAUCACCUUCGGUCCCCUGGCCGUGAUGUUCGCUCACGCCGUGCAGGUGGGUUACCUGUCGGUGCUGCCGCUGGUGUACGCCGUGCCGCUGGCGCUCAACACCGAGGCCAUCCUGCACAGCAACAACACGCGGGACAUGGACUCGGACAAGCAGGCGGGCAUCGUCACCCUGGCCAUCCUGGUGGGGCCCGCGCUGUCCUACGUCAUCUACAACCUGCUGCUGUUCGUGCCCUACCUGCUCUUCUGCAUCCUGGCCACGCGCUACACCAUCAGCAUGGCUCUGCCGCUGCUCACGCUGCCCAUGGCCUUUCCUCUGGAGAGACAGUUCCGCCGGCAGUGCUACGCCAAGAUCCCGCAAAAGACUGCCAAGCUCAAUCUGCUCAUGGGACUCUUCUACGUCUUCGGGAUCAUACUGGCGCCGCAGGGUAGCUUGCCGUUAUUGUGAGAGAACUAUUGUUUUUUUCUUUUUAAAACUUUGUUAGUGCUGUCAAACGAUUAAUCGCGAUUUCAAAAUAAGUGUAUAUUUAUAUAUAUAAUAUAAAUUAUGUGAAUA